Molecule: messenger RNA, 2354 nt
Organism: Myotis brandtii (Brandt's bat)
Lineage: Eukaryota; Metazoa; Chordata; Mammalia; Chiroptera; Vespertilionidae
Gene: COL26A1
Product: collagen, type XXVI, alpha 1
Exons: 13
Coding region: 1-1185 (394 amino acids)
Molecular function (GO): protein binding
Source: RefSeq, a predicted model, not a curated record
AUGGAUGAACCUGGAGGACAGAACACCAGGCACUGGUGCCAUCACACGGUAACACGGACGGUGUCCUGCCAGGUGCAGAACGGCUCGGAGACAGUGGUCCAGCGCGUGUACCAGAGCUGCCGGUGGCCCGGGCCCUGUGCCAACCUUGUGAGGACUCUGAUCAGACCCACAUACAGAGUGUCCUACCGGACAGUGACAGCGCUGGAGUGGAAGUGCUGCCCUGGCUUCACUGGGAGCAACUGUGACGAGGAAUGCAUGAACUGUACCCGGCUCAGCGACAUGAGUGAGCGACUGAUCACGCUGGAGGCCAAGGUUCUCCUGCUGGAAGCAGCAGAGCGUCCCUCAAGCCCAGACAAUGACCUGCCGGUCCCCCAGAGCACCCCACCGCCCUGGAAUGAGGACUUCCUCCCUGACGCUAUCCCUCUCGCCCACCCAGGGCCCCGAAGAAGGCCCACAGGCCCAGCCGGGCCCCCGGGGCAGACAGGACCUCCGGGGCCUGCAGGCCCCCCAGGCUCCAAAGGCGACCGGGGCCAGGCAGGAGAGAAAGGCCCGGCAGGGCCUCCUGGCCUUUUGGGGCCACCAGGGCCCCGUGGGCUACCUGGAGAGAUGGGGCGCCCCGGACCCCCUGGCCCCCCCGGCCCAGCAGGCAGCCCGGGGCUCCCUCCAAAUGGCCCCCAAGGCGUCCUCUACUCCCUGCAGCCACCUACGGACAAGGACAAUGGAGACUCACAGCUGGCUUCUGCCGCCGUGGACACGGUGCUGGCCGGUGUCCCAGGACCCCGGGGUCCCCCCGGCCCUCCAGGUCCCCCAGGACCACAUGGUCCCCCAGGACCCCCAGGUGCACCUGGAUCCCAGGGCCUGGCUGGAGAGCGAGGCAUGACGGGGCCAUCUGGCGAGCCUGGCCGGAAGGGGGAAGAAGAGGAGAAAGCUGCCACAGAGGGUGAGGGGGUGCAGCAGCUGCGGGAGGCCUUGAAGAUCCUGGCAGAGAGAGUCCUCAUCCUGGAGCACAUGAUAGGGAUCCACGAUCCCCUGGCCUCUCCUGAGGGGGGCUCUGGCCAGGAUGCCGCCCUGAGAGCCAACCUCAAAAUGAAGCGUGGUGGCGCCCCCCCGGAUGGCUCCCUCGCUGCCCUGCUUGGCCCCAGCCCCGUGCAGAAGAGCACAAGCCGGGCCAGCAGUGGGAAGUAGGGCCCAACUCUCCAGGACAAGCCCGGCCCCACCAGAGACCCAGCCCUCAAGCCUGCGCCGCCACUGGAUCCUGAAGGCGCCCCUAAUGGGGCUGGGCCUCAGGCAUGGACAAUCAUGAGGGACAUUGGCCCCCAGGACUGGGGGGCCUUGGGGACAGCUGGGACCUCCAGGGAUAGGAUCCAGAGGGCCCAGCACCCUUGGCAGAGCCCUGCUCUGGUUCCUGCCCUCCCCCACCUCCCACCCUCUGCAGGAGUCAGAGUCUGGGUUUGAGAAUAAUCAUAAUACUUAGCAUUUACUGAGUUCCCACGACGUUCGGGCCGUCCAAGGAGCUCUCCCUACAUUGUCUCAUUUAACCCUUAGGAGGUAGGCUUGUUACCCCCACUUUACAGGGGGACAGAGGCUUGGAGAGGAUAAAUAACUGCAAAGCCACCAGACCAUGGAGGGUGGGGGCAGGAUUGGAACCCAGGUCUUUCAGUUCCUCUUCCCUCUUCACAGAAAACUCAGACAGGGUGAGCACAGGUCUGUGGGGAGCUGGAUGGACAGUGGGAAGAAGCUGACAGGGCCCUGGAUCUCAUUCUUCAACUCCAAUCCCCUGGCUGGGGGCCAGGGAGACCCCGAAUAAACCUACGAGUGUCACAGGGACAUGGGGAUUGAGAAAGGAGCAUUGAGGUGCAAGGGUCCUCAAGCCUAAUUGGCAUCACCCACUGCUGCCUCCCAAUCUCUCUGAGCCCACCCACCCCCACCCACCAGGGCCUCGCACCCCUGAGCAGAGGAGGGAGGAUUUAAUGGGAACAUGCACCCUCCAGGGGCAGCACUGGCAACCCUGCCCUCUCCCAGUCUCUCAGGGGACCUAUCGGGGUGGCCACUUCCGCAUCACAUGACAAGUCUAAUGUCCUGACGAAGUAGAGAAAGGGGGGCUGUCAGAGUCCCAGGCCUGCAGGGGAGAUGUGCCGACCCUCAGGGUGGUGGGCCCAGGCACUCCACAUACACCCUCCUCCCUGCUGCUCCAAACAGAGCAGCUCAGACCACAGCCCUCCAAGCCAUUCAAGGCCUCGCAGGCCCGGGUCCCCUGUGAGCGGGCCUCCCCGGUGCUCCUCUCGGUGCUCCUCUCUCGCUGGGCCGGGACCCACUCUCACGCGAGGGCCGCCGACUCAGACCCACUGGUGCUG